GUCAAAAUCAGUUCCUUCUUGAACUCGUUCGAGUGCGUUUGUGUCUUUUGCAUUUCCAACGUACAAAAUCGCGUAAAAUGGCAACUUUAAGGCAAAUGCCGUUAACGUGCAGUGGACACACAAGACCCGUGGUGCAUUUGGACUUCAGCGAAGUAACGCAAAGCGGUUAUUUCCUAAUUUCAGCAUGUAAAGACGGGAAACCGAUGCUAAGACAGGGCGACACCGGUGAUUGGAUCGGCACUUUCGAAGGUCAUAAGGGGGCUGUUUGGGGGGUGGCUCUUAAUUCGGAGGCGACUAGGGCUGCGUCCGGGGCCGCGGAUUUCUCUUGCAAAGUUUGGGACGCCGUCAGCGGCGAGGAGUUGCACAAUUUCCAACACAAUCACAUAGUGAAGAGCGUCAGGUUUAGCAGCAAGAACAGCAAUUUGCUGGUUACCGGUAGCAACGAAAAAUUGGUCAGGAUAUUCGAUCUGAAUAACCCGGAAGCGAGUCCGGAAGUGUUUACGGGGCAUACAGCCGGCAUAAAGCACGCGCUGUUCUUCCGCGACGACACGCAGCUGAUCAGCUGCGCGGACGACAAGACUCUGCGCGUGUGGGACAGGGCGGCCAAGCAGGAGGUGAACCGCCUAGAUUUUCCCUCGAGCUUGAGCAGCCUGGAGGUGUCCAAAGACGGGUCGGUGUUGACCUUGACGUACGCCAACAAGGUUGCCUUCUACGACGCGGAUAACUUGACGAAGAUCAGGGAGUUCACGCUGCCCACCACCGUAAACUCGGCAUCGUUGCACCCGGAUAAGAGCAUCUUUGUGGCGGGAGGGGACGAUUUGAAGGUGUACAAAUACGAUUACACGACUGGAAAUGAGAUUGAAUCUUUCAAGGGUCACUUUGGGCCGAUCCACUGCCUGAAAUUCUCACCAGAUGGCGAGCUCUACGCCUCGGGCUCGGAGGACGGAACAUUGAGGUUAUGGCAAACGACGGUUGGCAAAACGUACGGGCUUUGGAAGUGCGUGGACGGCAACCAGCUUAACAAUGACGUCAUGUCCCCACCCAAAGAAGUACAGGCCAACUAACUUAAAAAUGAUGAAAUUUCUCGCGUAUAUUUUUUAUUUAUUAUUACAUGCAUUUUUCCCUAAUUAUUUCGAAUGUGAUGCUCCAAUAUGCUAUAAAUUAUAAAGAAAACAAAAACAAAUGACUGAAGUGUGAUUAUAUGAAAAGUAGUGUUUUCGCAAUGAAGCGAAAAUAGACUUUUCGAAUAUAUUAUUUAUAUACUUAUUACAUUUCUUAGUAAAUAA
Molecule: messenger RNA, 1286 nt
Organism: Brassicogethes aeneus
Lineage: Eukaryota; Metazoa; Arthropoda; Insecta; Coleoptera; Nitidulidae
Source: the annotation of a GenBank genome assembly